This is a messenger RNA of Populus trichocarpa (black cottonwood), 3347 nucleotides long. RefSeq names its product receptor-like protein 9DC3. The coding region runs from base 32 to 3118 and encodes 1028 amino acids. Gene Ontology annotation, molecular function: protein binding. Lineage: Eukaryota; Viridiplantae; Streptophyta; Magnoliopsida; Malpighiales; Salicaceae. The record is from RefSeq and is a predicted model, not a curated record. The transcript has 2 exons.
UAUACUUUGAAUCCUGUAACGCCAGCCAAACAUGGGGUUUUUACCGCUGUCCCUCUCUCAAUCUCUGUCUUUCAUUCUGUUUCUCUUCCAUUUCCAUUCAACAAUUUCAUCUCCACUCUCCUCAAAUUACCAAUCUCUUUCUCUCCUUCAAUUCAAACAAUCUUUCUCCAUCAGUAGAUCUGCUUCGUCGGAGGACUAUUGUCAAUAUCCCUUUCCAAAAACAGAGUCAUGGAAAGAGGGUACAGGCUGCUGCUUGUGGGAUGGGGUCACUUGUGACCUGAAAACCGGGCAUGUCACUGGAUUGGACCUCUCUUGCAGCAUGCUUUACGGCACCCUCCUUCCCAAUAAUUCUCUCUUCUCUCUCCAUCAUCUUCAGAACCUCGACCUCUCUUUCAAUGAUUUCAACUCCUCUCAUAUUUCUUCUCGAUUUGGCCAGUUCUCCAGUCUAACACAUCUUAACCUCAGUGGUUCAGUUCUUGCAGGCCAAGUUCCAUCAGAAGUCUCUCACCUCUCCAAAUUGGUUUCUCUUGAUCUCUCUUUGAACUACGGUCUAAGUCUAGAACCAAUUUCUUUUGACAAGCUUGUUCGAAACCUAACCAAGCUUAGAGAACUCGAUUUGAGUUCAGUAGACAUGUCACUACUUGUUCCCGAUUCCUUGAUGAAUCUGUCUUCUUCUCUGUCAUCACUCAAACUCACUGCCUGUGGAUUGCAAGGAAAACUCAUAUCCUCAAUGGGGAAAUUUAAGCACCUGCAGUACUUGGGUCUUGGAGGGAACAAUCUUACUGGUCCAAUUCCACAUGAUUUUGAUCAACUCACUGAGUUGGUUUCACUUGAUCUCUCUGACAAUGUCUAUCUGAGUCUAGAACCAAUUUCUUUUGACAAGCUUGUUCGAAACCUAACCAAGCUUAGAGAACUCGACUUGAGUUGGGUAGACAUGUCACUACUUGUUCCCGAUUCCUUGAGGAAUCUGUCCUCUUCUCUGUCAUCACUGAAACUCAUUUACUGUAGAUUGCAAGGAAUCCAUUCACUUAGUAAUCUCAUACAGCUCACCUAUUUAGACCUUUCAGGUAACAAUUUGAACGGUCAAAUCAUAUCAUCACUCGGUAAUCUCACACAGCUCACCUAUUUAGUCAUCUUAGGUAACAAUUUGAACAGUCAAAUCACAUCAUCACUCGGUAAUCUCACACAGCUCACCUAUUUAGACCUCUCAGGUAACAAUUUGAUCGGUCAGAUCCCAUCAUCACUUGGUAAUCUCACACAGCUCACCUUUUUAGACCUCUCAAAUAACAAUUUGAGCGGUCAGAUCCCAUCAUCACUUGGAAACCUUGUACAACUUCGUUACUUGUGUCUCUCUUCCAAUAAAUUUAUGGGUCAAGUUCCAGAUUCUUUGGGUAGCCUAGUCAAUUUGAGUGGUCAGAUCAUAUCAUCACUUAGUAUUGUCACACAGCUCACCUUUUUAGACCUCUCACGUAACAAUUUGAGCGGUCAGAUCCCAUCAUCACUUGGAAACCUUGUUCACCUUCGUUCCUUGUUUCUCGGUUCCAAUAAAUUUAUGGGUCAAGUUCCAGAUUCUUUAGGUAGCCUAGUCAAUCUUUCAGAUUUAGAUUUAUCCAAUAAUCAACUAGUAGGCUCUAUUCAUUCUCAAUUAAAUACCCUUUCAAAUCUACAAUCUCUAUAUUUAUCCAAUAACUUGUUCAAUGGAACAAUACCAUCCUCUUUUUUCGCUCUUCCUUCUUUACAAAAUCUUGACCUUCAUAACAAUAAUCUCAUAGGCAAUAUAAGUGAAUUCCAACACAAUUCUUUGAGAUUCCUUGAUUUGAGCAAUAACCACUUGCAUGGUCCGAUCCCAAGUUCGAUUUCCAAUCAAGAGAACUUGACAGCCCUUAUUCUUGCGUCCAAUAGUAAAUUAACAGGUGAGAUUUCUUCUUCUAUUUGCAAGCUGAGAUGCCUUCUAGUCCUGGACUUGUCCAACAAUAGCUUGAGUGGUUCUACGCCACUAUGUUUGGGGAACUUCAGCAACAUGCUCUCAGUAUUGCAUCUUGGCAUGAACAAACUUCAAGGCAUUAUCCCUUCAAUAUUUUCAAAGGAUAAUAGCUUGGAAUAUCUCAACCUCAAUGGAAAUGAAUUAGAAGGGAAAAUACCACUGUCUAUCAUCAACUGCACAAUGUUGGAAGUUAUUGAUCUUGGCAACAAUAAGAUUGAGGAUACAUUUCCCUACUUUCUAGAAACGCUUCCAGAGCUGCAAGUUCUUGUCCUAAAAUCCAAUAAACUCCAAGGUUUUGUGAAGGGUCCGAUUGCAUAUAAUUCCUUCUCUAUAUUACGGAUUCUUGACAUCUCUGACAACAAUUUUAGUGGGCCAUUGCCAACUGGGUAUUUCAAUAGUCUUGAAGCAAUGAUGGCCUCGGAUCAAAACAUGGUUUACAUGGGGACAACAAAUUACACUGGCUAUGACUAUUCCAUAGAAAUGACAUGGAAAGGUGUAGAAAUUGAGUUUACGAAGAUCCGAAGUACUAUCAAAGUACUUGAUUUGUCAAAUAACAAUUUCACCGGAGAGAUUCCAAAAGCGAUCGGAAAGCUUAAAGCACUCCAUCAGCUCAACCUUUCUUAUAAUUUCCUUACAGGUCAUAUCCAAUCAUCAUUAGAAAAUUUGAACAAUUUGGAAUCAUUAGAUCUAUCUUCAAAUCUGCUUACAGGAAGGAUUCCAACGCAGCUGGGGGGUCUAACAUUUCUUGCAAUCCUAAACCUUUCACAUAACCGACUCGAGGGCCGCAUACCAAGUGGAAAGCAGUUCAACACCUUUAAUGCAAGCUCAUUUGAAGGAAACUGGGGUUUAUGUGGAUUUCAAGUACUAAAACAAUGUUACGGUGAUGAGGCACCAUCAUUGCCGCCAUCAAGCUUUGAUGAAGGAGAUGAUUCAACAUUGUUUGGAGAUGGAUUUGGAUGGAAAGCUGUGACAAUAGGGUAUGGAUGUGGGUUUGUGUUUGGAGUUGCAACAGGAUACGUUGUGUUCAGAACAAAAAAACCUUCAUGGUUUUUUAGGAUGGUUGAAGAUAUAUGGAAUCUCAAGAGAAAGAAAACAAAGAAGAAAGUUGGCAGACGUGGUGCUCGAAGAAACUAAAUAAUGCAAUUGAUAUUUUCAAUACAAACAAGAUAUCAUGUUGAUUUGACACGGAAACAACACUAGGGUGGCAGAUUCAUAGUAUUGGAUUCCCUUUACUUUACUUUAUUUUAUUUUUUUCAUCAAGGUUAAUUGGUGUUACUUCUAUGAAAAAGAUUCCAUGUAUGCAAGCAAUAGUUUGUGUAAACUAUAAAAUCAUUAUGUUUUAGGUUCUUUUUUUAUGUGUUCA